Capronia coronata CBS 617.96 is the source of this 1254-nucleotide messenger RNA. RefSeq lists its product as uncharacterized. The coding region runs from base 1 to 1254 and encodes 417 amino acids. The record is from RefSeq and is a predicted model, not a curated record. The transcript has 2 exons. Lineage: Eukaryota; Fungi; Ascomycota; Eurotiomycetes; Chaetothyriales; Herpotrichiellaceae. Gene Ontology annotation, cellular component: mitochondrion.
AUGGCGACGCCACGUCUACCAUUCCUAUACCCGAAUCUCUUUCGAGCGGUGCGCGCAUGCGAGCCCACCACGUACCGGUCGAUUCGGGCGCCUCCCACAGCUCCACGUCCAAGGUGUCGCAAAGCCAGCCUUCACAGCUCCGCACGAAGGCAACAAGACGCAAUCCCGCAGCGAUACGGGCAGGCCGCCUCCUCACACCUCCCACCUCCUGAAAACCCAGCGGAGCCCACGGCGGCCCCCAAACAGGAAGAACGACAAGAAACAGCCAGCAAAGGUCAAGCAGACUCGUCCCGGUCUCCAAGCGAGCCCCUCGAAAAGGGAACCGAAACCCCCAAGGAGGAAUCAGUAGGUCAAGAUGAGCCUCAACAGUCGAACACUACGUCAGACUAUAUCGACGAGGCGUCCCUUUCGUCAAGGAACCACAACAUCAAACCCGACGAGCAGGGCCCGCUGGAGAACAAGGAACUCGACAUUGUGCUCUCGAUCCCGUCCCCGUCUGAUAUGAAGAAAGAAUCGUCUCGACAUCCGCACCUCGAGCCGCCUCCGUAUGAACACCAUUUCGACACAUACGGGCUCGUCCAGCAGCUGGCCGACCACCACGCAUAUACCUUGGACCAAGCCAUCACAUUGAUGAAGGCGAUCCGGCUCAUGCUGUCCAUCAAUCUGGACAUGGCCAAGGAGAGCCUGGUGUCCAAAUCCGACAUUGAGAACGAGUCGUACCUGUUCCGCGCGGCUUGUUCGGAACUCAAGACCACCUUGCAGACCACGCGGCAUUCGGAGACUCUGAAGCAGCGCAGCCACCGUGCGCAGCUGCAGCAUGAAUACGACAUCUUGAACCAGAAAGUCACCCAGGAUCUGAUGACGCUGCGGGAAGAACUCAAGGGCCUUUUCAACGACCGCAAGUUGAGGCUGCAGGAGGACAAACGCGCCAUCGACGGCAAGAUCUCCGAAUUGAACUAUGAAAUCACCGUUCUCCUGAACAGCGAGGCCAAGAGCGAGGUCGAAGGCUUGCGAUGGGUCUUGACUCGUCGUGCCGCCAUGGCCAUUGGGUUCUGUGCAUUCAUGAUUAUAUCCGCCCUGAACUAUUCGUCCAUCAAGAUGCGCGAGAAGGAGGAAGCGGAGAAGAAGCGCAGAGCCGCAGCCAAGGCAAUGGAGGAGCGCGUCGAGGCCCGGUAUACCACGCCCAGUCGUGCGCAGAGCACGCAGACGGACGAGGCGAGGCUGCCGGCCAAUUAUGAGGAGAGUCUGGGCUGA